CUGUCACUAAUCUGUCAUCGUGUUUUGACAGAUUAGUGACAUGUAGCUUGAGCCGUCAUUGUGAUGUUCGUCAUGAAUGUUUUUCUAUUGUUUAGUAAAGAAAGUGAAUAUCUGAACCGAUCCGGCUAAAUUUUUGGUUACACAGACUAAUUUGUCAGAACAACAACGAUGUCGAAACCACGAUUCCCAGGUCGUCAAAGCCUUCUCAAGGUCAAUCGAAAUGCGCAGCUCCAAACGGUAGUAACCAGACAAAUGUCCCUUCUACGACCUCUAACUAUGCCAACCACACCGAAGCCCAUCGACCCUUCGUUACCCCUCCGUGGACGGCCACCGAAGCGUUUAAAGAUGGAACAGCUAUCGGUGGGUCUCCGCCAUCAACAAGGUUCCUCCUUCAUCAUGAAACUCUUCGAUCGAAGCGUCGAUUUGGCUCAAUUCGACGGGGAAAGUUCGCUCUAUCCCGUUUGUCGAGCUUGGAUGCGCAAUCAACCGCGUGCUCGGCAAAACCCGGACGGCCCGAAACCAUCCGACCCGGCUUCGCCUCCGCGGGGAGCGGAAUCAUCACGCCACUCGAUGCCCGACAUUGUCGAGCGGUUCAAUCGGAAAGAGGUGCUUGAAAUUCCAGACAUGCCGAAGCCGAGCGAAACCGAACUGGAACCGUUUCGGUUCGAGCGGCAUUUCGCGGAGGGUGAAGAUGAAGAGCCCGAAUUGGAUGGAGUAGAGGGAUCAGCUGAUCGGAAAGAGAUUCUCCUGCAGCACCACAAGGCGCGGUGGACAAAAGUGCGUCGAAGUUGGCAGGGCCAUCGACAGAACUAUUUGCGCAAGUAUCAGCUUAGCUACGAUGUGCUGGACGCUAUCAUGAUGAAGCAAGUGUGAGCUAAGGCGCUGUUGGGAAAUGACAACAAUUAUUUUGUAAUAACGAUUGUUGCUGGUUUACGGAUUAACGAUAAUAAAGUUUGAUUAUCAA
Aedes aegypti (yellow fever mosquito) is the source of this 964-nucleotide messenger RNA. RefSeq names its product protein lin-37 homolog. Gene Ontology annotation, cellular component: Myb complex; transcription repressor complex. NCBI's taxonomy places the organism in Eukaryota, Metazoa, Arthropoda, Insecta, Diptera, Culicidae. Bases 169 to 873 code for a protein of 234 amino acids. Gene Ontology annotation, biological process: negative regulation of transcription by RNA polymerase II. The record is from RefSeq and is a predicted model, not a curated record. The transcript is spliced from 2 exons.